Messenger RNA from Prosopis cineraria, 1039 nucleotides. RefSeq lists its product as uncharacterized. The coding region runs from base 140 to 805 and encodes 221 amino acids. Gene Ontology annotation, molecular function: zinc ion binding. NCBI's taxonomy places the organism in Eukaryota, Viridiplantae, Streptophyta, Magnoliopsida, Fabales, Fabaceae. The transcript has 5 exons. The record is from RefSeq and is a predicted model, not a curated record. Gene Ontology annotation, biological process: double-strand break repair via homologous recombination. Gene Ontology annotation, cellular component: Shu complex.
GCGUAUUGUUAUUGUGUCUGAAUUCUUCUCUUAAUUUUGGUACAACUCGCCAAUGAUUCUGUAGUCUAGUCAUAUGCAAACUUUCAGCGGUUGGAUCCUGCUUUAAACUCAGACCAUUUAGUGCCUGUCUCAAUAUAAAAUGUUAUACCAACAAUCAUCAACAGUGAUGAACGGAGGGUGUCGGCCGUGCGAGCUUGCUCCGUAUAAACAUCAUCAGUAUAACAUCCCUUCCUCAUUCAGGCAUUCAAUCAAACAGUUGGUGGCUCAUCUUGUCGCUAAGACUAUUCCCCUGAAACUCGCCUCCAACAUCCAUUCCACAAUCUACAGUCCACAUUUAUUCAUUCAUUACGCCUUUCAAAUCACGCUUCCCUUGGAAUCAUCAUUUGCUUUCUCAUAUCACAAGCAAAUGAGCGCCAGCAUUUUGGUGGCAGAGGCAACCUGGCAGGAAAUCCAGUCAAAAUGUUCAGUGACCGACGAUCAUCUUUGGACUUUGCUCUUCAUAUUUGGCAAGAACUUUGAGCGUGCCACCAGAAUUGUGGAUCAAAGAGGUGUCAAGAAGAUUUCUGGGCAGCCCAGCGGAAGAUACAUCUUCCAGGUGAUGGGAGAAUCCAGAAGAAAAGAGGAGUAUCUGUGUUUUCCUGAGAACUUCUGCUCCUGUUAUGCCUUCUUCUAUGACGUUGUCAACAGAGGAGAGCAGCUUUGUUGUAAACAUCAAUUAGCUGCAAGACUUGCUGCAUCAUUAGGAGCUUACUUGGAAGUGAAGGUGUCUGAUGAGGAGCUAGCUAUGUUGCUAUCCAAGCUAUAGGGCAUUCUUCCGAACGUUUCCCAGACACAGAUUAUACAAACAAGAUCUUUUACAUUCAUAGAGAUGAAUGCACAUAUAAUCCACUAAAGAAUAAGUCUAAAAUAGUAUAAACCUCAUACAUGAUUUUAUUUUUAUUGCUUUUUUGGGAUGUAUAACUAUAUAGAGAAUUUGCUUGUGAUAUGGAACAAUGUAUACCAUGACAGUGGCCUGUUCCUUUGUUUUGGUUUAGAGAAA